CCAUUACUCUGCUACAUGACGUAAAGACCAGAGUCCGAUCAUCCGCCAUAUUCUCAAUAUUGCUUGAUUUAUAUCCUUAUUUUUUACGACCAUGUCUGGCAGAGGGAAAACCGGAGGCAAAGCCCGAGCAAAAGCCAAGUCCCGUUCGUCCCGGGCCGGGCUCCAGUUCCCGGUGGGCCGUGUGCACAGGCUACUGCGCAAGGGCAACUAUGCGGAGCGGGUGGGUGCCGGGGCUCCGGUGUACCUGGCAGCCGUGCUGGAGUAUCUGACCGCUGAAAUCCUUGAGCUGGCUGGCAAUGCCGCCAGGGACAACAAGAAGACCAGGAUUAUCCCCCGGCACCUCCAGCUGGCCGUCCGUAACGACGAGGAGCUCAACAAGCUGCUAGGCGGAGUGACCAUCGCCCAGGGAGGGGUGCUGCCCAACAUCCAGGCCGUCCUCCUGCCCAAGAAGACGGAGAAACCGGCCAAGAGCAAGUAAGAGACUCCCCUCCAGCCCUGGAUACAGUCACAACGAGAAGGGCUCGAACCGGAGCCAGCUACUUUUUCAUAUCGAUAUCUUUCUUCUUUUUUUUUUUUUUUUUUGGAUAAGCAACCUUUUAAAAUACGGGACAGUGCUUGGUGUUGCUGUUUCUACAGCGAAAAACACUCAGUUUCAAAUUAUCGGGACAAUUAUUAGACUGUUCACUCACCACUGUUGUUAUACCAGAAUCUGGAAAAUGGAGGCGCGUUUGUGAAGCCUGGGGAUGGCGAAGGCCGAGAAGAAAAAAAAAAAAAUUCAAUACAUGUUAUGGACCAAUUCUGGUGGAGGGGAGGGAGGGAAGGGGGUCUUUUUUUCCUUUUCAUUUCGUAGUGCUGCUACAAAACGUGCUCAAUUUGUGUAAUGUCAUGUUUCAAUAAAUGUUCUGUACUGGUACAGGGCAAACACA
Molecule: messenger RNA, 926 nt
Organism: Myripristis murdjan (pinecone soldierfish)
Lineage: Eukaryota; Metazoa; Chordata; Actinopteri; Holocentriformes; Holocentridae
Gene: h2ax1
Product: H2A.X variant histone family member 1
Exons: 1
Coding region: 92-478 (128 amino acids)
Cellular component (GO): nucleosome
Molecular function (GO): protein heterodimerization activity; structural constituent of chromatin; DNA binding
Source: RefSeq, a predicted model, not a curated record